AUGGCAUCUUCAGCUUUGUUUUGCAUCAGUUCAACAGCUGUUUUUGCAAGAACCCACUUUCCGAUUCCAAUCUUGAACAACUCCUCAGUAGAAUUCUUGUCUUCCACAAACUGUGACUUCAACUUCAAAACCAAGGCAAGUACUAGUGCUAAGAAACUGACACAAGUGAGAGCUGUAGUGACUGAGGCACCUGCUGUGGGUGAAUCGGAAGGGAAACAGUCAGAACAAAGGAAGCCAAAGGUUCUUGUUGCUGGAGGUGGGAUUGGAGGGUUGGUUUUUGCAUUGGCAGCGAAAAGGAAAGGGUUUGAGGUGAUUGUUUUUGAGAAGGAUUUGAGUGCAGUAAGAGGAGAAGGACAAUAUAGGGGUCCAAUUCAGAUACAGAGCAAUGCAUUAGCUGCUUUGGAAGCUAUUGAUUUAGAGGUUGCUGAAGAGGUUAUGAGAGUUGGGUGUAUCACUGGGGAUAGGAUUAAUGGACUUGUUGAUGGGGUUUCUGGUACUUGGUAUGUCAAGUUUGAUACCUUCACCCCUGCAGCAGAACGUGGGCUUCCAGUCACAAGAGUUAUCAGCCGUAUGACUUUGCAACAAAUACUAGCUCGAGCAGUUGGAGAUGAAGUGAUUUUUAAUGAUAGUAAUGUUGUUAGUUUUCAUGAUGAUGGGAAUAAGGUCAGUGUGGUGCUCCAGAAUGGUCAACAAUAUGAAGGCGAUCUCCUAGUUGGUGCGGAUGGAAUAUGGUCAAAUGUGAGGAAGAAUUUAUUUGGGCCCAAGGAAGCGGUGUACUCAGGCUAUACAUGUUAUACUGGUAUAGCAGAUUUUGUACCCGUUGAUAUUGAAACUGUUGGGUAUCGUGUAUUUUUGGGUCACAAACAAUACUUUGUUUCUUCAGACGUGGGUGCUGGAAAGAUGCAGUGGUAUGCAUUUCACAAGGAACCACCUGGUGGUGUGGAUGGUCCCCGUGGUAAAAAGGAUAGGCUGUUGGAAAUAUUUGAGGGUUGGUGCGAUAACGUGGUAGAUUUGAUUCUGGCCACAGAUGAAGAUGCCAUUCUUCGACGUGACAUAUAUGACAGGGAACCCAUUUUUAAUUGGGGAAAGGGUCGUGUGACCUUGCUUGGGGAUUCUGUCCAUGCCAUGCAACCGAAUAUGGGUCAAGGGGGAUGCAUGGCCAUUGAGGAUAGCUACCAACUUGCAAUGGAGCUUGAUAGAGCAUGGAAACAAAGCAAUGAAUCAGGAACGCCUGUCGAUGUUAUUUCAUCACUAAGGAGCUAUGAGAAUGCUAGAAGACUUCGAGUUGCCAUUAUCCAUGGAAUGGCAAGAAUGGCAGCAAUUAUGGCUUCAACAUACAAGGCGUAUUUGGGUGUAGGACUUGGUCCACUGUCGUUCUUGACAAAGUUUCGGAUACCUCACCCUGGAAGAGUCGGUGGCAGGUUUUUUAUUGACAUAGCAAUGCCUGUAAUGCUCGAUUGGGUCUUGGGUGGAAAUAGUUCAAAACUUGAAGGGAGGUCUCUGAGUUGCCGACUCUCAGACAAAGCCAGUGACCAGUUGCGAAGAUGGUUUGAAGAUGAUGAUGCUCUAGAGCGUUCUAUUAAUGGAGAGUGGUUUCUUUUACCAUGCGGAAAUGAGGCUUUUGCUUCACAACCUAUUGGUUUAAGUAGGGAUGAGAACAAACCAUGUGUGGUUGGGAGGGUGUCACAUGAGGAUUUUCCGGGAAUGUCCAUAGUGAUACCCGCACCCCAGGUUUCAGAAGUGCAUGCUCGUAUAACUUAUAAAGAUGGCGCAUUUUACGUAAUUGAUUUGGGGAGUGAGCAUGGUACCUUUAUCACAGAUAUUGAGGGGAGACGGUAUAGGGCACCUCCGAAUUUUCCUGCUCGAUUCCGUCCAUCAGAUAUGAUUGAGUUUGGUUCAGAUAAGAAGACCGUAUUUCGUGUUAAGGUGAUGAGGUCUCCUCUGAAGAUUUCAGAGAAGAAGGAAGAGGGCCAAGUUCUUCAGUCAGUAUAA
Molecule: messenger RNA, 1992 nt
Organism: Dovyalis caffra
Lineage: Eukaryota; Viridiplantae; Streptophyta; Magnoliopsida; Malpighiales; Salicaceae
Source: the annotation of a GenBank genome assembly